Loa loa (African eye worm) is the source of this 572-nucleotide messenger RNA. RefSeq lists its product as hypothetical. The coding region runs from base 49 to 279 and encodes 76 amino acids. The transcript is spliced from 2 exons. The record is from RefSeq and is a predicted model, not a curated record. Lineage: Eukaryota; Metazoa; Nematoda; Chromadorea; Rhabditida; Onchocercidae.
AAUUUCAGUAAAAUUCUGAGACCCCAAUUAAAUGAUUUUUUCUGAAGGAUGAAUACAACGAAAUCGUUUUUUGCGAGAAAAUGGAAACGUUAUUCAUUUUAUGGUCUUGUUGGUUCUGCUGUUUGGCAUUAUAUCUAUUACACAAUCGAGUUCAAUGAAAAUGUCAGGAAACCAGAGGAACGACGAGAUAUGGCAUAUGUUCAUUGGUUAAAGAAACAGUUCCCUGCACUGAGGCAAUAUGGUAUUCCAUAUAGGGAAAAAUCAGUGGACAAAAAAUGAUUAUUAGAUGCUAAAAUUUAGGGGCUGGUAAAGUUUCGGGAGAAAGUCAACAAAUUGUAUGAAAGCUGUACAGGUUUGUAAGUAAUUAGGAUUACUCACUGCAUUUGUUGUGGUUUUUGUUGUGUAAUGAAGUUACAAGAUUUUAACUUAUGCUUUAUGUGAAGCGCAGUACUUAUGAAAUACGAUGAAAAGAGUAUGGUGGAAAUAUGGUUGGUUAACAUGAUGACAAAGUUCCGGUUGUUAAAAAUUUCAGUAACCAGUGGAGCGAGUUAAAUUUCUUAGAAUUAGACAAA